This is a messenger RNA of Haplochromis burtoni (Burton's mouthbrooder), 7124 nucleotides long. RefSeq names its product stromal interaction molecule 2. Bases 2970 to 6113 code for a protein of 1047 amino acids. The transcript has 12 exons. Gene Ontology annotation, cellular component: plasma membrane; endoplasmic reticulum. Gene Ontology annotation, molecular function: calcium ion binding; protein binding; calcium channel regulator activity. Gene Ontology annotation, biological process: intracellular calcium ion homeostasis; activation of store-operated calcium channel activity; store-operated calcium entry. The record is from RefSeq and is a predicted model, not a curated record. Lineage: Eukaryota; Metazoa; Chordata; Actinopteri; Cichliformes; Cichlidae.
UGUGUGUGUGUGUGUGUGUGUGUGUGUGUGUGUGUGUGUGACAGAGAGAGAGAGAGAAGCCUGUAAUACACUGUCAGAGUGUUCUCUCUUUAAUGAUUUUGCUCUUUUUGUACUCUCUGUACUGGGUCUCAAAUCUAAACAAGCAGUUCCUCCUGUUACCGUAGCAAUGCAUACAGCAGCAGUCAUUUUUUUCUCCCACAUAUAAGUGAAGCCUUUUAUAAAAAGUGUCUUAUCGCUUGCAUAUUUUCAGAGAAAGUCAAGAAGCAAAGGAGGAAUGUCAAAAAUGUCUUGCUUUCUUGAAGAGCUGAUCUUUAGUUUGAGCUGAGAUUUAAAGGGUUUUAAAGUGAGCUCAUGUACUGGGGGAAAGAAAUACUAUCUCUUCCCAGUAAACCAAUUUAUCAUUAGUGUCAUACUGAUGCUGACCUUUUGUUGAAUUUAGUUUUUUCAAACAAUGCCUGAACAAAAGUUCAGCAGAGCUAAUAGUCAUCUUUGGCUGCCCUUUGGGUCAUUAAGUGAUGAGGUUGAUAGGUUUGUAGCUUGAACCUAUUCGCUGGAACGUUGAAGACAAUAUAAUUACACAGCAAGCAAGACACGAAGUAGGCAAAGUUCUUCUUGUUACUCAUGCAUGAGGGAGACCUGCCUGGAGCCAAGUGUCGUUCCACCACUUGACUUCCGUCAGACUCUCAGCCAGGUUCCCCAUAGCACUUCUUUUAUUGUGAUUACAUGAAUAUGCAUAGGGCCAUUAACAUAUAACAUCUUACAUAGGUAUACAUGUGAACAAAGAAUACUGUGUGUGUGUGUGUGUGUGUGGUGUGUGUGUGUGGGGGGGGGGUUCAGAGUGUGACCCCAUAAACGACUUCCCAGAGGUACAGGAUAAAAGUUUGAACAAUCAUACCAAGGUGGUAACAUCCUAGUCCUACAGGAUCUGACUUGCUUAAUUUUGUACAAGCUGACAAGAUAUUAUUGCAUUAUGCUGUUAUGCUGUAUAAGUUGUAAAUGCGUUUUCAUGGCAAUAAUAACUAGUUUAGUACCAGUUAUACCAAGAAUAAGAGAUAAGAAGAGUGAGACGAUGAAGAGAAGGGUACGGGUAGGAGAAGAAUUCCCAGUGUGAAUUAUUUGUUUCAAGCCCUGCAUGAACAGUCUUGAGUCAAACCUUCCUGAGACUGUUCUAUGUGGGCUUUCCUUGUUCUGUCUGUAUAUGCAUGAUUCUUUUUUUUACUUGGUGCUCUGUUUCAAAGACAUGUUAGCUUAAAUUGAAUUAUUACUUAUUUCAAAAUAGCUGUUGAUGUGACAAAAGGUGCUUCUAGUAAAGGGUUAGACUGUAAAAACAAAGUGUAAAUGUCCCUUCUGUGACCAUCCUCUAAGCAUACAACAACUGGACUCAUCCGGUAUGUAAAAUAGGUGAAUCAUCUCUUAAUUUCUUCCUUUCUUUCUUUUUGCUUUUCUUUUUUUAAACACUAAUGAUGAAAUUAGAAGCUCCAACUUUAAUUGCCCUAAAAAACUGAUGUCUUUGAUCCUUCUCUUGGUCUGCAGGAGCAGAGGUAUUUAAUAUAUUUGGAAAUAUACCUACCCGAUGAAAUAUUUAAUUGUGAAUUACUGCAUCACCAAGUCACAAUAUCCUGACUCAAUUUUCCUCCAGUGUCCAAGUCUUGGUGAAUUGAUAAUAUCAGUAUCUGUGCAUAAUCUUGAUGAAUAUGUAUGCACUCUUUUCCUGUUUCUGUCUAUCAUGUAACCAAACAUGCUGUAUACUCACUUCCUGCUGGGGCCUGCUUAGACACUAUCCACUGAAGCAUGCUACCCGGGAUAGAGGUCAAAUCUGUCUGACUUAUUUUUAAACUGGGAGCCGUAUUGCUGGAAUGAAACCUGACACUUUGUUGCUGUUAAUGUUUGUGUGUUUGGUGUGUAUGCCUGUGUAUCCGUGUGGUCUGCUUUGGUCCGUCUCUCUUUAUGCUUCUAGCAAUGCUUUUACAUUAACAAGAGUGUGCAUCUGAGCAUGUAAUAAAUGGCAUAGCUACAUAUAGACAUCAUUAAUGAACAGCUGUGCAAACAUUGGCAAAACCCUUUCAAAUAGCUUGAAGAAUUCCAAUCACAGAUACGACUCCUUCACCCAGACAGUCAGGCGAUGAUAUCAGGACAGCCAAUCAUUAGCUGAUCUCAGGAAAUACUUCCAAUAGUGAGAUCUAUGGGAUUUAAUUGAUCCUCAUCCAAACAUUUAGGGUUACACUCGACAGUGUACAGUGUAUUAUAGUGGUUGUCCCUACCUUAACGAAAAGGAAACUAACUCUGACCCCCAUUUGUAUGGCUGGGAAAUAUGUUAGGAAAACUAAUUAAGAGGCCCCCAUGCUGCAAAUGGAGUGAGGGGGUGGAGUUCUGAGGAGGAACAUGACAUCUCUGGGAAAGGGCUGCAGGGAGAGAGAGGCCAGGGAACCUUUUGUACGACUAGUUGGAUUAUAAAAAUCAGAAAACAGAUCAACCACCAUUUAAACUGCUGUGCCUUUAAGUUGUAACUGGAUUGUUUUUUUAAAAAAAAAUUGUAUCUCACCCAGGACCAUUUAUUCUGAUGAUUAUAUCACACUGAAUAUGGAUUUAUUAUACCUGAAUCAGAUGUUUUGAUGUUGUUUUUGUCUUUUUCCUGGAAUAUCAUGCGCAAGUUUGAAAAACUUUGAUUAAUCCUUUUUGUGUUUGAAUUACGCUUCGAUUACAACUUUUUUAUAUAUCAUUUUUACCCACCUAAACUUUACGUUUCAAUCUGCACACCAGUGCCACUGCCAGAUCUCUCCAGUGAACAUCAGCAGCCUAUCACAUCUCCCUUCUGGAUGUACCCAUAAUAGCAACGCAGAUCGCUUAACACUUUUUCGCAGACUGUCGCUGGUGCCUCCGAAACGGGGGUUUGGUUAUGUAUACGUUCUUUAUUCGUUUAUUUUGAGAACUUUCUCAGCUUUGGACGACAACAUUGCCAUCCGUGUGAAAUGUUCCCUCCGUCCCCGCUACUGCUCGUUUUCCCCGCUGCGCUCUUCUGGGCCGCACAAGUUGCCGGGGACCUCGAGGGUGUUACCAUCCCCGGUGAGAGCGCAAGUUUCGACCCGGCGCACCCCUGCGCCGUAGUGUCUCCACCAUGCAUGAGCGAGGCUGAUCGCUUCAGCUUGGAGGCCCUUCGGAGCAUCCAUCAGAUGAUGGAUGAUGACCAAGAUGGGGGGAUUGAGGUGGAAGAGAGUGUGGAGGUAGACACCUUGCUCUUCAUGAAAUAUUUCAUUAUUGAAGACAUGAAGCAGCAACAGACUAACAAACACAGCAACCUGCACAGAGAAGACCAGCACAUCACAGUUGAGGAGCUCUGGAGAAGCUGGAAGUCAUCCGAAGUACAUAAUUGGACUCAGGAUGACGUGCUCCGCUGGCUGAAGGAUUUUGUUGAAUUGCCACAGUAUGAGAGAAAUUUUAAAGAGUUUAAGGUCAAUGGAAACACACUCCCCAGGAUUGCAGCUAAUGAGCCUUCAUUCCUGAGUGGCCAGCUAAGAGUUCAGGACCAGAGAGACAAACAGAAGCUCACCAUCAAAGCUCUGGAUGUUGUUCUGUUCGGACCACCUACACGGCCCCCUCAUAACUACAUGAAAGACCUGCUGCUCAUUGUGUCAGUUGUGAUGGGAGUCGGCGGCUGCUGGUUUGCCCAGGCUCAGAACAAAGCCAGCAAAGUCCACAUAUCUAAAAUGAUGAAAGAUUUAGAAAGUCUCCAGAGGGCUGAACAGAGCCUCAUAGAACUACAAGAACAACUGGAGCGAGCCCAGGAAGAAAAGCGUAAUGUGGCAGAAGAAAAACAGAGCCUAGAGGAGAAGAUGAGAGAUGAGAUCAUGGGGGCACAGGAAGAGGCUCAUCGUCUGCAUGAGCUGAGGCAGGGAGCUGUUAGUGAGCUGAGCCGCCUCAGAUAUGCAGAGGAGGAGCUGGAACAGGUCCGUGGAGCGCUGAAGCAGGCCGAGAAGGACAUGCAAGCCAGCUGGACUGUCACAGAGGUGCUUCAGCAGUGGCUGCAGCUGACACAUGAGGUAGAGGUGCAGUACUACAAUGUUAAAAAGCAGAGUGCAGAACUACAGCUUGCCACUGCCAAGGAGGAGGCAGAGAAGAUUAAGAAGAAGAGAAGCUCUGUGCUGGGGACACUCCACGUGGCCCACAGCUCCUCUCUAGACCAAGUAGACCACAAGAUUUUGGAGGCCAAGAAUGCCUUGUCUGAAGUAACAGCCUGCCUGCGGGAGCGUCUUCAUCGUUGGCAACAUAUUGAGCUCCUCUGUGGGUUUCCCAUCAUCAGGAAUCCGGGUUUAGCAAAACUCACUGCUCAGCUCUACUCCGACUCAAUUGCCCUGGGGUUGCCUAGAGUGUGCCAGUCAUCUUGUUCCUGCCACAGCUCCAUUCAUGGCUCCAUAGAGGAUCUUUUAGAUGAGCCUACCUCUCCUAUUUUACCUCAGAUACCAGUUGCAGUUGCACCACUUAAACGGUCUCCUCGAGCACGGGUAUCCAUACGUCGGUCACGUCGCUCAGGGAUCAUUCCUCAACCAUCAGCCACCAUGAUCUCCCCAGACCCUGACCUUCUUAUCCCCAUCCGAACUCCCUACUCUUCCUAUGACGAGGAAGAGGAACAUUUCCGAAAAACACUAAAAAAACAAGAUUCCCAAGAAAGGUUCUCAGAUUCAGAGUAUAUGACUUCUCCUCUCAGCAAACUGUUCCCUAGUUCUGCUGUUGACAUCUCCUCUCGAAAGCUCUAUCACGAUGACACUGAGCUGCUUGCUGAGAGCCCUGUUACAAAAACUUUAACUAAAGAAGUAGAGGCUCUUGUUGAAUCGCCACCUCACAAAAUGUCAGUGGAAGACCUUGAAACUUCUGUUGAUAUUGCCUGUAGCAAGAUGGUUAGAGACAAAGCCUUGGAUACUUCGUUGGAAACAUCUUCUUUAAAAAUGUCUGCAGAAGAGUCAUGUAUAGAUUCAACAUCAAGGAAGAUGUCACGCAACAGGACUGGACUUUCCACUGAUGUUGCGCAUAAAAAGGGAAUUUCAAAUGAGACAGAUGCAGAGUUUUCACCCAGGAAAGUAGAGAAGGACACAGUGGGGGAUUUGACAGAAGUUCCCUCAAAGAAUACAUUCAGAGAAAGAAGUGAUUUGGGAAUAGAUGUGAGGAAGAUGAUAUGGGAUGAAGUAGAAGCAUCAGCGGAUCUAGCAAAAAGGAAGAUAUCAAAAGAUAUGAUGGGCUCUUCAACUGACACUUCCUCAGGAAAGAUGACAAGGGAUGAUCCUGAGCAUCUAUUUGACUCCAGAAGGAUUACUAGAGAUUCAAUGGGAGUUUCCCAAGACACAGGUUCCAGGAAACAUGCGUUCCAUAAAGGGGAAAAUCAAUUUGAUUCCUCUGUGAGGGGAUCAGCAAAAGACAAAAUAGUUGAGACAACCAGAAUACCAACAAGAAAAAUAUCUAGAGAUGAGCUGGAGUAUUAUACAGAUGUUGCUUCAAUGAAGAUACUGCCCAGAGAGAGACUCGAAGCACUUGUGGACACCUCAUCCUCUACAGAGAUGCAAGAGUUUUGUUUAGAGCCAUCAAUAAGUAAAGGUUUACUGAGAAAUGAACUUGAAAUGUCUGCUGGUUCUCUCAGAAGGAGAAUGCCAAGAAUGCCGAGAGAGGAUGCUGAAAGCACCAUAGACACUCCUACUGGAAAAAUCUCUUGGGAUAGAGUUGAUAUCCCAAGGGAAAUGCCUAAACAAUUCAUCUUGAGGGAAGAGUUAUCAGAAUCAAGUUCAUUGGCAGCUCACAAUGUGCAGCCUGAUCUCAUGUUAACUUCCCAGGUGCCAUGGAAGUCUUCAUCAGACUUUUUUACUGUUGGGCCACUGAGCCAGCUUGUUUAUGAUGGAAUCCUUGAAAAAUCAUGCAGCUCCGUGUCUUCAGCAACAAACCUCUCUGCUGGCAGGCUGCGAGCAGAGAUGGAGCCACCUCUGCCAAAACCAAGGGUUGUCCUCCCUGCUCCCUCAUUGCCUUUGGAGGCCGCAGAUGACAGGAACAAGGAAAAGGAAAAGAGCAAGAAACCUUUAAAGCUCAAAAAUCUCUUUAAAAAGAAAAAUGAGUCGAGUCCAGAGAAGCUUUAAGGUGCUCUUCGGAAACUCUGGCAAUCAGCUGAUUUUUUUUCUUUCUUUCUUUUGAACAAUUUAUAGAAACUGAGUUUCGAAUUGUCUUUGAUGACAUUCAGUAGUCAAGGUUUUACAAACCUUUUAGCUCAAGGGGUUCAACUAUAGUGUUGCAUUAGUUGUUAAGGAACUGGAGUCAUUAUAUUAUUAUACACGCUAUCCCAAUUUUAGGGGUAAUCAAAAAUAGUUAAGGUUAAAGUUAAGAUUAAGUUAAGGGCUGUUUUUAAUCCUUGGAUGAAAGUCCUUUUUAGUUAAUGAAAUGUAAAACACAUGGAUUUCACCAAAUUUUACAUUUAAUCUUUUGAGAUGCCCUGCCAAGCAUUUAUUGCAACCACCUUAGGUUUCUUUAUAUGUUUUCUGAAGCUGUAUAUCGGACACGUAUCCAGUUAAUUUUGACCAUCUUGUUUAUAGAAUAGCGGUUAUAUCUUAAAAGAAGAUUCAAAGCCAACCCCAUCUUCUUUUAUCUAAACUCCUACAGAGUCAAAAUGACAAAAAGCAAACUAACUAGUAAUUGGUUUUACUUUCUAUACUAAGUCUUAUAGACACAUGGUUGAUAUAGUAGUUUAGAUUUUUUUUUAUAGUUAUGUGUGGUUGAAGGAUUAAAAGUUUUAACAGAUGCUUCUUUCCAGUAUGACAGUGGCAAUUCUUAAAUUCAUUUUAAAGCUUAGAAACUCAAUCAAAACUGUUUAAUACAGUGCUAAAGUUAACACAUUCUUGUGCAAAAGAAACUGAGUUAAAUUUUGUGAUGUCCGAAUUAAAUUUACCUUCCUAAACUUAUCCAAAUUGACUAGUUAGAAACUUUUGGGAAAUUUUCAGUACAGCUGCAUAAUGUACAUAUAUAUCAACAUUAAAGGACAAUUUAAAGGAACUGGAAUUGAAUUUUGUGUAGGGUUUAGGGGGUUAGGGUUAAACUCCAUGCUUUUAAAUGAACAUUAAAAUAGAGACAGUUUUUAUUUACCUAUUUAAUUUUUU